AUGAAAAUUGUUGUAAUACUUUUUCAGGAGGAUGUUCCGAUAAAUUAUCCAACUGUAACCAGUACGACCCCUCGGCUUGUCAAAAUUACGCACAAUGGGCGAAAGAUAACUGCGCACGGACAUGCAAUUUGUGCUCAAGCGGAUCCACAGGAGGUGGUGCCAUGUCGGGUGGUUCCGGUGGUUCGAGUGGUUCAAUAACUGGUACCUCGUCAGGAUGUGUAUACAAUGGCCAGAUUUACAAACAAGGCCAAACAUGGAAAGACAACUGCAAAUAUAAGUGUGAAUGUGUGGAUGGAAAUUUGGGAAAAUAUCAGUGUCGUCAGCUUUGUCUCAAUUGGAACUUACCUUCAUCAUGCUAUAUUGACCCUGCUCCACCAGGCAAAUGUUGCCCCACCCCAGCUUGUCCACCUACAAUCACACUUCAAUAUCCACCUGGUUAUGUUGCAGAGUGAAAAACUUCAUCUUUGGAUGUUGAGAAUAAUUGUUUGUUUAAAGGAUUACUUAUAAUAAAAAGGAAA
Messenger RNA from Ruditapes philippinarum (Manila clam), 518 nucleotides. Its product is annotated as CCN family member 2-like. The record is from RefSeq and is a predicted model, not a curated record. NCBI's taxonomy places the organism in Eukaryota, Metazoa, Mollusca, Bivalvia, Venerida, Veneridae. Bases 162 to 452 code for a protein of 96 amino acids. The transcript has 4 exons. Gene Ontology annotation, molecular function: protein binding.